Molecule: messenger RNA, 1217 nt
Organism: Stereum hirsutum FP-91666 SS1
Lineage: Eukaryota; Fungi; Basidiomycota; Agaricomycetes; Russulales; Stereaceae
Exons: 7
Coding region: 1-1035 (344 amino acids)
Cellular component (GO): cytosol
Molecular function (GO): hydroxypyruvate reductase [NAD(P)H] activity; NAD binding; glyoxylate reductase (NADPH) activity
Source: RefSeq, a predicted model, not a curated record
AUGUCCUCCUCACCUCAAACCCGUAAAAGAGUUCUCGGGAUUGGUUCCCCUCGUUUCGCCCACACCGAAUUCGAAGACCUCAAACAGAUCGCAGACGUCUUUUGGUUCACACCGGAGACGCACCCGCAGGUCGUGGAUGGAGUGGCGAGGCUAGUAAAGGAGCAUGGGCCUAUGGACGCCGCAUACGUGUUGUUCGGAACAGCGAAUUAUGGGCCAUUUAUGCAGGAUGUAUUGGGUCCCCUGUUUCCUGGAUGUGGGCUGUUCGCGUCCGGAGGAGCAGGCUAUGAUGAUGUUCCAACCGAAUGGCUCGCUGAACACGGAGCAUAUGCAGCAAACACCCCCACCGCGGUGACCUCCGCCACCGCCGACCUCACCCUCUUCCUCACCCUCUCCGUCCUCCGCAACACCUCCUUCGCCGAAUCCGUCCUCCGCCAAGGAGUUUGGCGAGACGGGUUAGAAUUGGCGGAAGACCCAGACGGGAAGACAUUUGGAAUCUUCGGGAUGGGCGCAAUUGGGAAGAGUGUGGCGCGGAAAGUCGGUAUGCUGGGUAUGAGAGUGGUGUACUUCAAUAGGCGGAGGUUAGGCGAGGAAGUUGAGAAGGAACUGAACGCUACGUAUGUGUCUGAAGACGACCUAUUAGCACAGAGCGAUGUGCUCUCGCUGCAUUGUCCAUUGACCCAAGAGACCACUGGAUGGCUCAAUGCCGAGCGGAUAGCGAAGAUGAAGGAUGGCUCCUUCCUCGUAAACACCUCUCGUGGAGCCGUGGUCGACGAACAAGCCCUGAUCUCAGCUCUCGAAUCAAGAAAGAUCCGUCGUGCAGGCCUCGACGUUUUCGUUAAUGAGCCCAAGCCGAACGAAUGGUUCACCAAAUCGCCAUUGGUGACGGUACUGCCACACUGGGGCGCGUUCACGACCGGCACGAUUCAUAGAGGCGAACGUGAAGUGCUGGAUAACGUCAAGCAGUUCGUGCUCACGGGAAAACCACGAUACCCGGUCAACAAUCCAGUGAAGAAGAGCUCAGCGUCAAGUUCGUAGACGCCGCUUUGAAUUUUUUACAUCCGGGUUGGACGCUCGGUGGUGGCGGAUGGACAGACCUUGAUCGAGCGAAUGGGAGGAAGGUCGUGCAUGGUCGCUCGUUUGUAAACAUAACGGGAAGACAGUGAAGAAUGGCACGGUAUCAUAGGAUGACAUUUAUCGCUGAACAAAUAUGAAAGAUG